AUGCUGUUACCAGUGGCCAUCGUCAUUGUGGUCAGCGGCAUGAGAAGGUCUUUGAUGGAGAUUCACCACGGCCUGCUUGCUCUGAUUGCUGGUCGACUCUUAUCAACAUUGAUCACGGACUUGCUGAAAAGCCGUGUCGGUCGCUUGAGGCCUGAUUUCCUGUCCCGCUGCAAAUGGGAUGCCGCUCUGUCAGCGUGUACUGGAAAAGCCGACGACGUCCUCGACGGUCGCAAAUCUUUUCCCAGUGGCCAUUCGUCGACCGCGUUCGCUGGAAUGACAUUCUUGUUCCUCUGGAUAGCUGGGAAUACGUCGGCCUGGUCCUUCACCUCAAGGCCGCCGUCAUCCUUGCUGCUAAGGAGCCGACUGUUGGGACUUUUGAUAUCUCUGCUACCCAUUGGUUAUGCCACGUGGGUCGCGAUAUCUCGAAUGGAGGAUUAUCGACACCACAAAGAGGAUGUUAUUGUCGGCAGCCUCGUCGGCAUCUUAUCGUCAACUAUAUGCUAUCUUGUAUACUGGCCAAACCCGUUCUCAUGGCGAAGCUUCAAGGACAGCCUUUUGGGCAAGCCUCGAAUAUUGUACAGUGGUCGAGAUGAUAGGCGUCGUCCCGGCGACUUUGCACUAACUAGCCUAGACGAUGAUGAUCAGGUGUAG
Messenger RNA from Punctularia strigosozonata HHB-11173 SS5, 651 nucleotides. RefSeq names its product phosphatidic acid phosphatase. Gene Ontology annotation, molecular function: phosphatidate phosphatase activity. The transcript has 6 exons. Bases 1 to 651 code for a protein of 216 amino acids. Gene Ontology annotation, biological process: phospholipid metabolic process. Lineage: Eukaryota; Fungi; Basidiomycota; Agaricomycetes; Corticiales; Punctulariaceae. The record is from RefSeq and is a predicted model, not a curated record.